CCCCCUGCACCGCCCCGCGCCAUGGAGAGCGACCGCGCCGGGCGGGAGCCCCAACGCCGAGCUGCGCCCGGGAAGACACCGUCCCCGAUGGGAGACAGCGUGCUGCCCCCCCCCCUUGGGGACACCGUGCAUGGAGACAGCCCCCCACAGUGUGACCGACCCGUCCUCCCCGCUGCGACCCCCUCCCCAAUGGCCACCCCCCCACCAGGACAGCUCUGCCCUGUUCCCGCAGCCGUGACCCCCCCAGGACAGCCCAUGUCCCCCAUCCCUGCAGCUGUGGCUCCCUCAGCAGAGAGCGUCCCACCCUGGGGUGACAAGACCCCCCCUGCACACCCCCAUCCUCGCACUACAGAGCAACCCAAAGAAGAGGCAUCACGCAGCACCGCUGGCCAGCCGCCGCCUGUCCCCACUGCCCCGUGCCCAGCGGAGAUGCUGCCCCAUGGGAGCACCACCGUGGCCCCCACUGCUGGCAAAGGGGCACCCUCCGAUGCCAAGAGUCCCCUGGGAAGCACAGCCCAGCCCCCCAAGGACGUGCCCCCCAAGGACACACCCUCCAAGGACAUUCCCCGCAAGGAUAUGCCCUCCCAGGAUGUCCCCUCUAAGGAUGCAUCCCCCAAGGACACACCUUCCAAGGAUGCCCCCCCCAAGGGUGACCGUGCCACUCCAGCUGCCGCAUCGCCAUCUUCAGCUGCCAGCCCCAGGCCCAAGCAAGCAGAUGCUCAGAAGGCCCAGGCACGGCACAGGCAGGCGAAGGAGCGGCGAGAGGAGCGGGCCAAGUACCUGGCGGCCAAGCGGGCGCUGUGGUUGGAGAAGGAGGAGAAGGCCAAAGUGCUGCGGGAGCGGCAGCUGGAGGAGCGCCGGCGGCGGCUGGAGGAGCAGCGGCUGCGGGCAGAGAAGCGCCGUGCGGUGCUGGAGGAGCGGCAGCGGCAAAAGCUGGAGAAGAACAAGGAGCGCUACGAGGCGGCCAUCCAGCGCUCGGCCAAGAAGACGUGGGCAGAGAUCCGGCAGCAGCGGUGGUCGUGGGCAGGGGCCCUGCACCAAGGUUCUGCCGCGCACAAGGAUGGUGCGAGCCGCUGCUCAGUGUCUGCCGUAAACCUCCCCAAACACGUCGACUCUAUAAUCAACAAGCGGCUCUCCAAAUCCUCUGCCACCCUCUGGAAUUCUCCCAGUAGAAACCGCAGCCUGCAGCUGAGCCCCUGGGAGAGCAGCAUAGUGGACCGGCUGAUGACACCCACGCUGUCCUUCCUGGCACGCAGCCGCAGCGCCGUGACACUGGCCGGGAAUGGCAAGGAGCAGGUGCCCGUGUGCCCCCGCUCGGCCUCUGCCAGCCCCCUCAGCCCCUGCCACAACCACCGCCUGCCGCACCGCUGCUGGGAGCGGCGGAGGGGCACUGCUGGCAGCCCCGAUGUGACACCGCGUCGCCGUGCCGAGUCCUCACCGAAGAAGAAGGAGAAGAAGGAGAAGGAGCGGGAGAAUGCCAAGGAACGCAGUGCGCUGUCCCGCGAGCGCAGCCUCAAGAAGCGGCAGUCACUGCCUGGCGCACAGCCCCGGCUCCUGCCCACAUCUGACAGCAGCCCCGGCCCCAAGAACCGUCCCUCAUCCCCAGCCACCCCCAAAACCCGCCCAGCAUCCCCCAGCCCAGCUCUGGCCUCACCCCACAAGCCGCCCCUGCCCCGCAGUGCCCACUCCUCCCCCAAGGUGCGGGCCAGGGCGCGGGAUGAGCGGGGCGAGCAGGAUGGCCAGGCCAAGGGGCGCGAGAGGAAGGAAGAGGAGAAGGGCCCAGCCACCCCCGAGCCUCCCAGGGUUCCCACGGAGCCGGCAGCAGCCCCCUCGGCUCCCGCAGCCCACAGCCCCCCCAGCAGACCCUCGGCCGGCACUACGGACCGGGAGGAGGCCGCCCGACUGCUGGCAGAGAAGCGACGCCAGGCCCGCGAGCAGCGGGAGCGCGAGGAACGGGAGCGCCGGGAGCAGGAGGAGCAGGAGAGGCAGAUGCAAGAGGAGAGGGCACGGCAGGCAGCGGAGGAGCAGAGCCGCAGGGAGGCCCUGGCACGGCAGCGGGAGGAGGAGCGGCAGCUGCAGGAGGAGCGCGAGGCCCAGGAGAAGGCACGGGCAGAACGGGAGGAGACGGAGCGGCUGCAGAGACAGAGAGAAGAGGCUGAGGCGAAGGCACGCGAAGAGGCUGAGCGGCAGCGCCUGGAACGGGAGAAGCAUUUCCAGCGUGAGGAGCAGGAGCGGCUGGAGAGAAAGAAGCGCCUGGAGGAGAUCAUGAAGCGGACGCGCAAAUCGGAUGCAGCAGAUGCCAAGAAGAAGGAAGACAAGAAGAUAGUGAACGGGAAAGCAGUUGAGCAGGAGCACAGCACAGGUGGCGAGAAGAGAGCAGGGCCGAUGCCAAAGGCAGAGGAGCUGCCGGAGACGGAAACACCGAGUGCAGGGACGCUGGGGACACUGAAGGGCCCGGCAGGCGAGGGGCUGCAGCCCAGUUCUCCAGCCAAGGAUGUGGCAGCCCCAGUUGUGAAUGGCGUGCAGCCCAGCAAGCAUGAAAACGGCUUCUCAGGCACCGAGGGCUCCUCAGAGCUGCUGGAGCUUUCCCACCACGGUGGCAGCCCCAGCAGCAUCAUCCCGUUCGGCGACAAGGAGCCCUUCCUCAAGCAGGCAGUGGUCAAACCCCCCCAGGUCACAGAGGUGCUGUGAGGCCCGGCCCUGGCUGAUGUCCCCACGGAGCACCGCGCAGACCCAUAGCUGUUGUCAGAAGGAAACACCUCGCUGCUCUCCUCCGCCCACCUGGCCAUGCCACGAGGAGCCCAGGCAGCACGAGGCUCCAACAUGGCAGCCGCCAGCCCUGAGCCCACACCGGGGCCUCCUGGUUUCUCAGUUGUUUUUAUUUCAUUUUGUUCUUUUUUUUAAAAAAAAAAAACAAAAACAAAACCAAACAACCAUGCACCUUAUCAGCCUGCCGCCCCUGCCCACCGCCCGCCCGAGCCACCCCAGACGUGUGCUGUCAUACUGUGGUUAUUUAAUUCGCUGGGUACAAUGUAUGUGAAUACUGUAAAUAGCGCUCGGCCGACAGCGGGGGGGCUCGGGGCCGCCCGUCCCCUUUGUCCCCACGCAUGUCUGCGUGCACCCGGGGCUGGGCCGGGCCCACGCUGCUCUCCGUGCCGUUGUGACAGUGUUAUGCAUCCGGACAACCUCUACGAACAAUAAAAGUGGACAACCACGCAA
Lagopus leucura (white-tailed ptarmigan) is the source of this 3219-nucleotide messenger RNA. RefSeq names its product MAP7 domain containing 1 (gene MAP7D1). Gene Ontology annotation, biological process: microtubule cytoskeleton organization. NCBI's taxonomy places the organism in Eukaryota, Metazoa, Chordata, Aves, Galliformes, Phasianidae. Bases 22 to 2691 code for a protein of 889 amino acids. The transcript has 18 exons. The record is from RefSeq and is a predicted model, not a curated record. Gene Ontology annotation, cellular component: microtubule cytoskeleton.